GGGGUGGGUUUGGCGUGCAUCUGCUUGAUGGGGACGGGAGGACAGGGGUUAAAAUACGCCGGCGGGAGCCUCCUUCCCUAUCCUGACGGAGCUGGCGAAUCGGUCGCUGCGGACGGGAAAAGUGCUUUCCUUCCGCGCCGGCUGAAGCGAGGCAAUGAAUGACUGGGCCCCCAUAGCAAAGGAGUAUGACCCCCUCAAAGCUGGGAGUAUUGAUGGCACUGAUGAAGAGCCCCACGACCGUGCCAUAUGGAGGGCUAUGUUGGCACGCUAUGUACCCAACAAGGGAGUUACAGGAGAUCCUCACCUCACCCUGUUUGUAGCAAGGCUCAACCUUCAGACAACAGAAGAGAAGUUAAAGGAGGUCUUUUCCCGGUAUGGAGACAUCAGAAAGAUCCGUCUGGUUCGAGAUCUGGUCACAGGAUUUUCCAAGGGUUAUGCGUUUAUUGAGUACAAAGAGGAGCGUGCUCUCUUGAAGGCCCACAGGGACGCUAACAGGCUGGUUAUUGAUCAACAUGAGAUCUUUGUAGACUUCGAACUGGAAAGAACUCUCAGAGGAUGGAUUCCUCGGAGGCUUGGAGGUGGUUUUGGAGGCAAAAAAGAAUCUGGGCAGUUGCGGUUCGGAGGACGGGACAGACCUUUCCGAAAGCCCAUCAAUUUGCCUAACGUGAAAAACGAUUUCUUUGGAGAAGGAUCCUCAGAGAAAAGGAACUGGUCUCGUGAGGGAACAAGGGACUGGAGAACAAGGGACCGAGACCAUGAGAGGAGCAGAGAUAAGCGACGGCCAGAAAGGGAGCGGUCAUGGACUUGGGGUGAAAGUGAGAAAGAAAGGGACUUCAAAGAGGAGAGGAGCAGAGGGAGGGAGAGGAAGGACAGAGACCGGAAGGACAGGGAUAGAGACUGGAGCAGGGAAAGAGAUACCAAGAAACAAAGAGAUGAUGAUAGGCAUCGGUAGGUGACAGUGCCUUGGUUUUGGGUAUGUUUACCAGUGUUUUAGUUGCUGAUGUUGUCUUCAGCUGUGAACAGCAUUCCCAGACACAUGGUGUUACACUCUUGUGCCUGUGACUAACCUGCUAGAAGCUCUCUGUAACUUGGUUGCUACUGCAGUUCAGAUGUGAUGAAUUGUUCAGAGAAAAUAAAUUUUUGUAUUAGUUUUUAUGAACUGCUGAAUGCUGUAAGAAAUGCACCACAUGUAGGGGCAGCCACUGAAACCAAGUGCACACCUCGAUUGGUACCCACCCAUCUGGC
Molecule: messenger RNA, 1245 nt
Organism: Dryobates pubescens (Downy woodpecker)
Lineage: Eukaryota; Metazoa; Chordata; Aves; Piciformes; Picidae
Gene: SNRNP35
Product: small nuclear ribonucleoprotein U11/U12 subunit 35
Exons: 2
Coding region: 155-952 (265 amino acids)
Biological process (GO): mRNA splicing, via spliceosome
Cellular component (GO): precatalytic spliceosome; U12-type spliceosomal complex
Molecular function (GO): mRNA binding; snRNA binding
Source: RefSeq, a predicted model, not a curated record